AUGGAGUCCUCCACGUUACAGCUGUUGGAUAGCACCGACGCCGUCGUGCGGCUGCGCCACGUGCUCGCCACGCAGCUGCAGCAUGGCUGGAUGGACCUCGCCGCCGCUCGUUACAGUCACGCAUCGUCGCCUCUGGGCGACGGAGGGCUGAUGCAUCUCGUCGGGUGUGCGACGGCGCACAGGACGUCGCCAGGAACGAGAUCUGCGGCGGGUGUGAGUCACGGGAAGCCGUUACCCCUUGCGGGAUUGGCGCAUCCCACCCUGCGAUCGGCGCAGAGCAGAUUCGCACUUGCGCUCGCCGUGGCUGUGGAGGUGGCGUCCUUGCAGCAACAGGUGGCUCGACUUGGGAAGCAGGAUCAGCAGGAACCAAAGGAAUUGCAGCAGCAGCAGCAGCAGCAGCAGCAGAAGCCAGAUGUGAUUAAAAGCACAGGGGCACUGCCAGAUGCGGAAGAAGCCGCCCAUUUCAGCUGGCCCACUGUGCUGGCUUGUCUUUUUGCGGCUGGAUUCACCCUGGGGCCGCCUCUGGACGGCAUUCACUCCGUUGUGGGCCUUCAGGUGUACGACGUGAAUGGGGGGCUCAUAAUAGGAGGUCCAGACGGCCUCUACACGAGUGUGUGGGUCUUCCCUCUGCUGGGAGCCAUGUACGCUGUCGUUGGCGCCCUGCAGCUACUCGUCGACCAAUCCGCCUUCAAUUCGGGGUCUCAACGUCUGGAUAGCUCUCCUGCUCUGGGAGUGUCGUCCUCUCAUACUGCUGCCUCACCUCGGGAAGAGCUGCAACCAGGACCAGCAUCUUCCACCUCCUCUUCCUCCUCUUCCUCCUCCUCCUCCUCCACCUCCUCCUCCUCCACCUCCUGGUUCUCCCUCGCCUCCUCCCCUCCCAGGGGCUCCUGGUUGCGCCUGCUGAGCUGCAUGGGUGUGCUCAUCAGCCUCCUCCACUUCAGCUCCCAGCUCUUCAAGGGUCAUGCCAUCCCCUCUACAGGCAUCUUCGCUAUCCUCGCCCUGUGCGCCCAUGCCAACUGGUUUGCCUUUGACCGCACCCUCCCUGGGUACCUCCUCGCUCUCUUUGUCGCCGUGGGUGCACCAGCCUCAGAAGUGCUCAUAAUGAAGUACUUGGGGCUCUGGCACUACACUGAACCAGACAUCUUCAUUGCAGGAGAGGUGAGGCACCUGGGGUGGCCGCUGGUAGGGGCCUGGUCUCCUGGACUGCCUGCUGCUACUUCGUCUACACCCAAUGGGUGCCCACUGUGGCCCGCACCUUUGCUGCCUCGCUGUCUCACACCACCUCACACCACUUCUUACCUGUCUGCUUGCUGUUAUCCUGUUAUCCCCCCUCCUCCCCUCCCGACCAGGGCCUUGUCUCCUGGACUGCCUGCUGCUACUUCGUCUACACCCAAUGGGUGGCCCCUGCCCCCUCUCCACCACCUCACACUGUUUCGUGUCUACCUCUUUGUCUGCUGCUCUUUACUUGCCAUCCCUCCUCCCCUCCCCUUUCACCACCAGGGCCUUGUCUCCUGGACUACCUACUGCUAUUUCCUCUACACCCAAUGGGUGGCCACUGUGGCUCCUGCUUCCCACCACCUCACACCGCUCUGUACCUGCCUGCUUCCUUAUGCACCCCCCAAUACAGGGCCUUGUCUCAUGGACUGCCUGGUGCUACUUCUUCUAUACCCAGUGGGUGGCAACUCAGCUGGGAAGCCGUUUCUGAGCCAACUCAAUAAUCACCUCUUUCUUCCCACCUACCUCAAUAAUCACCUCUUUCUUCCCACCUACCUCAAUAAUCACCUCUUUCUUCCCACCUACCUCAAUAAUCACCUCUUUCUUCCCACCUACCUCCAUACCACCCACCUUUCUCCCCAUCUACCUCCAUACCACCCACCUUUCUCCCCAUCUACCUCCAUACCACCCACCUUUCUCCCCAUCUACCUCCAUACCACCCACCUUUCUCCCCAUCUACCUCCAUACCACCCACCUUUCUCCCCAUCUACCUCCAUACCACCCACCUUUCUCCCCACCUGCCUCCAUACCACCCACCUUUCUCCCCAUCUACCUCCAUACCACCCACCUUUCUCCCCAUCUACCUCCAUACCACCCACCUUUCUCCCCAUCUACCUCCAUACCACCCACCUUUCUCCCCACCUGCCUCCACCCCACCCACCUUUCUCCCCACCUGCUUCCAUUCCACCCACCUCAUUUGAGAAACCACCUCCUAAGUCAAACCGAAACUCACCUCGUUCUCCCCACCUGCCUCCACCCCACCCACCUUUCUCCCCACCUUUCUCCCCACCUGCUUCCACCCCACCCACCUAUCUCCCCACCUGCUUCCACCCCACCCACCUAUCUCCCCACCUGCUUCCACCCCACCCACCUAUCUCCCCACCUGCUUCCACCCCACCCACCUUUCUCCCCACCUGCUUCCAUUCCACCCACCUGUGUCGGUCCAAAAAGCCCCUGUAUUGCUGA
Messenger RNA from Closterium sp. Naga37s-1, 2460 nucleotides. NCBI's taxonomy places the organism in Eukaryota, Viridiplantae, Streptophyta, Zygnematophyceae, Desmidiales, Closteriaceae. The record is from the annotation of a GenBank genome assembly.